Messenger RNA from Bombus terrestris (buff-tailed bumblebee), 1201 nucleotides. Its product is annotated as nucleoporin Nup43. The record is from RefSeq and is a predicted model, not a curated record. The transcript is spliced from 7 exons. Gene Ontology annotation, molecular function: protein binding. Gene Ontology annotation, cellular component: nuclear pore outer ring. The coding region runs from base 95 to 1135 and encodes 346 amino acids. NCBI's taxonomy places the organism in Eukaryota, Metazoa, Arthropoda, Insecta, Hymenoptera, Apidae.
CUUUUUCACAGUCGCGUGGAAACACGCGUGCAUAUAAACAGAGGUCCUAGUUUUUGUCAUUUCUACUCUAAAUUAGAUCGUAUUUCGUACCAAAAUGAGCGAAAAUGUACAAGGAACAUUUGUAUCGGAGAAAAUUUCUAAAAUCAGAUGGAAACACGCAGAUUUUGAAGAUGCUACUAAUUUUAUAACCGGUAGUUGGGAUGAUCCGGUAAAUAAAGUAACACAUUGGACAUUUCAAAUGAAUGACGAUGGUGAAUCCUAUCCGGCUGUCGUAUCAUCUUAUGCGAUUCUCGGAGACGUAACUGAAAUAAAGUUUAUUUCAAAAGAUUUCUUCGUGGUGUCAACAUCUAUAGGUACUGUUAGGUUGUUGCAGAUUCAUGAAAAUCCAUACUCUCAAUUUAAAGAGCACAUGUCAUGGGAAUUUAUACACAAAUUUGAUAAUACAAGCGAUUAUGCAUCUUGUACUGGACUUUCUACGUUUGAACAAGACAUAGUUUCAGUGGGUGAAGAUGGGAGAAUUAAUCUUUUAACAGCUGGGCAGAAGCAGCCAAUUAGAUCUAUUAAUGAUGCGGAUAGUUGCUCUAUAUAUUGUAUUGAUUUCUUAAGACAUAAUGAGAUACUUACAGGAAAUUUAAGGGGACAUAUGAAAGUGUGGGAUUUAAGAAAUGAUCAAGAUCUUCCUGCUACAACAUUCAUGCUUUCUGAUCAAUCAAAGACAGAAGCUACGAGUAUUGCUCAUCAUCCUACUCAGAGACAUAUUGUUGUGGCUGGUGGUGGAGAUGGCAGCUUAACAGUUUGGGACUUGAGACAUAAUACGUACCCAAUGUCUCAACUCAAUGCCCAUGCUAAGGCUGUUAGCGAAAUACUUUUUCACCCUGAUAGACCAGAAAAUCUAUUUACGUGUUCAACAAGCGGUGAAUUAUGGCAUUGGAAUAAUGCUCAGCAUUCGAAACUAAGUUUAGACCCUACAAAUACACAUUGGUUAAACACGAUUGGUACAAACGGUAAAGUUAAUGUAACAUCGCUUUGUAGUGCUAUGCAUAAACCAAUAAACAGUAUUGACAUCGAUAGAUCAACAUUACUUUUUGGAUGUGAUAAUGAAGCAAUGUAUAUUGUUAGGAAUAUAGCUGUUUAAUAACUAUCCUAAUUAUAUAUUUUUCUAAUUGUAACAUACUGAGAAAUAAAUAUCUUUUUUAUCUUA